AUGCUUCACAGCCAUGCCGUCUUACGCCAAUGCGUGAGAGCCGUCUCUCCCCGAGCCAUCCCUAUACCGAACACGCGACAAUUCCUUCCUCCAUCAGCGCCAUGUCUGGUCCAGCAGCGUACACGCUCCUGGUUCUCGAGGCUGCUAGGAACGGGUUUCAAUACCGUCCGAAAGAGCAAGUCCAAGGCAUCCAAGAAAGCGGCCAAGAAGCAGCCAACAUCCUCUCCUACGAGAGCACGGUCUGAUCCCAGAGGGCCUGGAAAGACCGCAACACAGGCGAGAAACAGUGUACGUGAAGCGACACAGGAAAAGAGUUCAACACCCGAGGACAUUCCCCUGCCAUCAACAGCCCUAGCUUCCCAAGAUCACGACGAUCUAUGUUCAUUUCGUCAACGGAGUACCAAGAACGGCGUGAAUAAGCAAUCCACAUACUACAUCGGCACAGAGUACGAAUACACAGUAGCAAAAUCUCUCAAAAAGUGGUACGGAAUGCUCCUGGAACGACGUGGUGGCCCCAACGACGAAGGUGUGGAUCUCGUUGGCAGCUGGAGGCCUCCAGGCAACUUGCGAGAUUUCAAGGUCCUGGUGCAAUGUAAAGUCAGCCGCCCAAACGCUGCGAUUGCUCGUGAGCUGGAGGGCGCAUGCUCUGGAGGACGACCGGAUUGGCGAGGGGACGGUGUGCUGGCUAUGCUGGCUUCUCCGAAAGCAGCAACGACUGGUAUGUGGCAGACGAUGCAACGCAGCCCAAGACCGAUGUGUUUUGCGCAAGUCUCCAACAGGUGUCAUGUCGUCGACUUCCGCUCCAAUGACGCGGCCGACAAAGCUGGCCUAGACGAGUUGGAAAAGCACACCAUUUACAUACCCUCGAAACCCGCGAAUGGAAAGACUGGGCGAUCGAGACGUAGCACUGCGGUCUCAGCAAAGGGUAGGAUAUCAGCAAUCACGUCCAUCAUCAUUAAGGGCCUAGUCUACGCCGUAGCCGUGCUCGCGGUCUCCACGAUGCUCGGUAUAUGCUAUCUCUUGUUUGCCAGCAUUGCUUUGGGAUUAUGUAUAGCAUUCUCAUCGAAACAAUACUGUAUGAAGAAGACUGGAGAUGGGGAGUAUGCGGGGUGGCAUUGGAUAACAAAGGACUGA
Zasmidium cellare ATCC 36951 is the source of this 1134-nucleotide messenger RNA. RefSeq lists its product as uncharacterized. The transcript is spliced from 2 exons. Gene Ontology annotation, cellular component: mitochondrion. Lineage: Eukaryota; Fungi; Ascomycota; Dothideomycetes; Mycosphaerellales; Mycosphaerellaceae. The coding region runs from base 1 to 1134 and encodes 377 amino acids. The record is from RefSeq and is a predicted model, not a curated record.